Messenger RNA from Zootoca vivipara (common lizard), 10101 nucleotides. RefSeq names its product BEN domain containing 2 (gene BEND2). Gene Ontology annotation, molecular function: DNA binding. The record is from RefSeq and is a predicted model, not a curated record. NCBI's taxonomy places the organism in Eukaryota, Metazoa, Chordata, Lepidosauria, Squamata, Lacertidae.
AAAGGGCACUCUCUCAAGGCCGUUUCCCGCAAACGCUGUAAGGGACAGGGGAAACCACCACCUCAGCGCGCCCUCCCUCGGGCGCCCGUUUGCCAGACGCGCCCAAGUCCCUACUGCGCAGCCGCAAGGGUAACCGAAACUGUUUUGUGCCUCGCGUCGUUGCAGCCGCUUCCGCGUCCCGACUCCGGGUCUGUGCCGUCGCUGGGCCUCGCCGCGUCGUGACCGUCCGCGGCUCCUCUCCCUCCUCCUUUCUUUCGGCACCAUGUCUGCGAAAGGCUAUAUUGCAGUGCACACUGAAGAUGAUGACAACACUGUAAUAAUUGAUGAUUCAGAAAUGGAAGAUACAAACAAUGGACCUGAAACACAAGGUUGUCUGUCAAUGGAAAAAAACACUCAAGGAAAGUGUGGUGGUCGCCAUGUAACUCAUCUUACAUAUGGUGAUGAAGAUUUAUUGGAUAUAGAGGAGCAAGCUGAAUCACAGGUAAAUCUUUCAACAAGUGGGCCAAGGCUCAGUCGCAAUCCAGAACAAAUGGAAUUAGUUUAUUUACGUAAAAGGCGCCAACUUGCAUCCUCUCUAACGGGGAUGAGAGCCAAAGAGCCUGAAUAUGAAGAUGGAGAUGUUAUUUAUGAAUACGACCCUGAUUAUGAAUGUGGAAGUGUUGUAUCUGAAGCUUCAUGUGCAGGAGAUCAGCAGAAAACUCUUAUGGAAGUCCUUAAUUAUUGUCAGGCCAUGUAUGAUGCCAUUCUGAAACUGGAUGAGAAGUUUGAGAGCCUUCAUCGCAAGGUCUCAGAAAUUCAACACACCCGGUUAAAGCCUUUACUUUUAAAACCAAGGCCACUUGGGUUUACGUACAGAAGUCCUAGAACUCUCUCACAUGGAAAAAUCAGAAUCCAGAAGGCAACAGAAAGAAGGCCAAGUCAGAUCUUACCCCCUGGGCGUGGAUGUCAGGGCCAACCCAUGAAGGUUAAGCUACAAAGAGCUCCUAUUUUGACCAGAUCUGCAGUCAAGCCAGUUCCACACACCCUUCAACCUGAAUCACAGCCCCCUGCGCACAGGCAGAGUCCACCACUUCCUACAAUUGUUUCCACCCGUUCACUGUGUUCCCCAUUCAACAUGGCUAGUGACAUGCCUGAUAUUCCUUCACAAACCAAUCUAGCAACCUUAGUCAACGAAAGCUCUGUUUCUGUGGCAUCUUUGGCAAUAGCCUCACCUGUGGUGUCAUCAGUAGCAUCUACACCACCGGCAACUAGUUUGGAGAGAAACAAUAGGACAGUGACUUAUAAAACUUCGUCUGGAAGUAGAAGUAUUUGUAAUGAGCCACCCUCGUCAUCUUCUGUUUCUGCCAGUUCAGCUGUUGCCUCUAGUUGUUUACUGUAUACACCAGUUACAGCUAAUAAGAUGCCUGACCUUCCUUCACAAGCUAGUCUUUCAGCUACAGCAGUUGAUAGUCCAGCUCCGGUAGAAUCUUCAGCUGUACCCCCACCAGUGAUAUUACCUGAAACCAGUUUGGAGAGGAAAAAAAUGCUGGUAACUUACAGAACUUCAACCGGUGGUACAGAUAUUAGUAAUGAGGUACCCUCCUCUUCUUCUUCUAUGAGUCAUAAUUUUGAGUUUAUUGGUGAUCCAAAGCGGAAUGUGAAGGUCCUUGGCAACUAUUUGAUGAAAGCGUGGCAAAAGACUGUGCCAAAGUAUGCUGCACGCUACUUGGUCCGGGUUUUAUUCCCAAAAGAAACAUUGCUAUGCAGUGUUAUGGGUACAAGAGCUCGAGGACGCAGGACACUAGACCCAAACACGGUCGCUGCAAUCAGAGAAUUUCUUGCUGUUUCUUUCCCAAGUUAUGAUCUAAGUGAGCAUGGGAAAGACUGGAAAACCUGUAUUACAAAUGUGAAUGCAAUGAUCCGCUCCUUACGUUAUGAAAGCAAAACAAGUCCAAUCACUGAGGGAAAAGAGAAAGCUCCUGAAGCUCCAGACACAUCCAUGUGUGUAGAUUUAAUUGAUAUUGAGGAAGAGAGUGACAUCAAUUCUCAAACCAGUUCAAUAUCAAACCAGCUUCAAAAUUCAACAGGGGAUAAUAAUCUCCAUCACGCACCUUCUUCCAGUGAACCGCCUUCUUUAGAGCCAAUGGCACACCUUGGGAACCCAUCAAGGAAUGUCCAGUUGCCCUUUUCAGUUAUUUAUGCAGCCAAGGGAAAAACUCGGCCAGAACUUUCAGCACGCUACCUGAUACGUCAUCUGUUCACAGAGAAUAUCCUGAUAAAAAGCAAUGUGUAUGGCAAUCUGGACCGUGGCACACAUCCACUGGACUGUAACAAAAUAAAUGCUCUUAGAGACUUUCUGCAAGAGACUUACCCAUCUUUUGAGCUGAAGGAAACUGGAUCUGACUGGAAAGCAUGUGUUGCAGCUAUAAACAGCACAAUUCGCAGCCUGAGAUUUGACCAUAAAAAGGCCUCAGCUGGAGUCCAAAGCAAAGUAUCAGCUAAACCACCUCCACUGUCAUGAAGUUCAAAACAUUCCCUGUGAAACCCUGUCACAGUAUAACAAUAUAAAAGCAACUUUCUAGUCUGUCAGCCAUAACUGUCUCAGAUGUAGACUCUGCUACAGUCACAGUGGACUUUUUUCAAGAUGUGGUAAACUAGUUUAUUUUCAGUAGCUGUCAACUGAAGAGUUUUAGUAUUCUUAACAAGAUGAAAUUUAGUAGAUCAGAGUAAGAAUUUGGUUUCUAUCUUGUGUCAGUGAUGCUUCUGUCUGCUGUAGAGGAUGACAGGCAUUGAGGAAACUCAUUCUCGAUGCACGGUGUCUUCUGCUGAGAAAUGCUAUUCCUAAGAGAAAUUACAUGCAAAUGGUGUGUGUAUGUUAGUUACACUGGAGAUGGUUUACAAGGUAGAAUACAGUGGUACUUUGGUUCUCAAACGCCUUGGUUCUCAAAUGCCAAAAACCCAGAAGUAAGUGUUCCGGUUUUCUAACUUUUUUGGAAGCUGAAGGUCCGUUGCGGCUGUCGGCUAUUGUUUUCGGGGCGCCUAUACCAAUCAGAAGCUGUGCCUUCGUUUUCGAACAUUUUGGAAGUCAAACAGACUUCCAGAAUGGAUUAUGUUUGGUUAAUUUGUUUUUGUGACUGUGUGGAACCCAGUUCAGCUACUGAUUGAGUGACUGCAGAAAUGGAUAAAAGCCCCCCAUCCAAACAAUGACUAUCAUCAGUGCAGGUAAGAAGUUUUUUUUUAAUCAUCUACAAUACUGUCUUAUUUCUUUUAUAGUACAGUACACUGAUUAUUGACCCAGGUGGCGCUGUGGUUAAACCACUGAGCCUAGGGCUUGCUGAUCAGAAGGUCGGCGGUUCGAAUCCCUGUGAUGGGGUGAGCUCCCGUUGCUUGGUCCCAGCUCCUGCCAACCUAGCAGUUCGAAAGCACGUCAAAAUGCAAGUAGAUAAAUAGGAACCGCUACAGCAGGAAGGUAAACGGCGUUUCCGUGUGCUGCUCUGGUUUGCCAGAAGCGGCUUUGUCAUGCUGGCCACAUGACCUGGAAGCUAUACGCUGGCUCCCUCGGCCAAUAAUGCGAGAUGAGCGUGCAACCCCAGAGUCGGUCACGACUGAACCUAAUGGUCAGGGGUCCCUUUACCUUUACCUUUACACUGAUUAUUGCUUUCAUUUUAUGGAUCAAUGGUCUCGUUAGUAAAAUUCAUGUUAAAUUGCUGGUUUAGAGGUUUUUAAAAGUCUAGAACGGAUUAUUAUUAUUAUUAUUAUUAUUAUUAUUAUUAUUAUUAUUUAUACCCCGCCCAUCUGGCUGGGCUUCCCCAGCCACUCUGGGUGGCUUCCAACAAAAUAUUAAAAUACAAUGGUCUGUUAAACAUUAAAAGCUUCCCUAAACAGGGCUGCCUUCAGAUGUCUUCUAAAAGUCUAGUAGUUGUUUUUCUCUUUGACAUCUGGUGGGAGGGCAUUCCACAGGGCGGGUGCCACUACUGAGAAGGCCCUCUGCCUGGUUCCCUGUAACUUGGCUUCCUGCAGUGAGGGAACCGCAAGAAGGCCCUCAGCGCUGGACCUCAGUGUCUGGGCAGAACGAUGGGGGUGGAGACGCUCCUUCAGGUAUACUGGACCGAGGCCAUUUAGGGCUUUAAAGGUCAGCACCAACACUUUGAAUUGUGCUCAGAAAUGUACGUACUGGAUUAAUCCAUUUUGCAUUACUUUCUAUGGGAAACCGUGCCUUGGUUUUGGAACGCUUUGGUUUUGAAUGGACUUCCAGAACGGAUUGAGUUUGAGAACCAAGGUACCACUGUAAUGGAAGCCCAAGGAGGAGCACAAAGUGGCUGUUUUCCUGAGUUUUUGAAGGAAUACAAGUUCUCUGUGGGUUAAUUCCUUGUGCAUCUAUACCAGGGUGGUUAGACUUCUUUCUGAUGUGUAAAUUUUUCACAUGGGGUAUAAUUUUAAUUUGGGAGCACUUUCAAUAGAUAGUGAAAUGUUGUACAAUAUCAGAAAGUGAAUCAUGCAGUUGAUGCAGGGUCUGCCUAAACAGUGUUGAGUCUGAGGGAGUGGUAGCAGAUAUCCACAACUGAAUAAAGGACCAAAAAAUGCUAACUUCUUUUUCCUGGUACCAAAACUGGUUUGCAUCUUUUCCCUCACCCUUUCCCUUCACCAGUCAUGAACUGGCAGGGCGACGGGGAGAAGGAAGAGGAUCCCAGAAAGGGGUGUAGCUGGGAUGGGGACACCCUGGGGCAAGCAGGGGGUGGGGAAAGAAGUAUUCACAGGGUGAUGGAGGGGAUGGGGGUCAGUGCACAGGAACCAGCAGGGGAACCCCUGUCUCCAUGAACACAGUGGGCUCUGAGUGGGAGUGGGACUUUAGGAGGCUGAGGUAGGCAAGGGCCCAUAGCUCACUAGCUGGCCAGGUAGAGGUUGCUAGCUCUGGGAGGAAGUGUAUGAUUUCUCAGCUGGAGUAGGCUUGGAACAGGUGAGGGUCGCAUGCGUCAUCAAGCCCAGAUGCUGCAAUCAGCAUGCAAAGUACAAAAGUGAAGCAGAGCUGAAGUGCUGUGUCUGCUCAGCAGCCCAUGUUGCUGGGCCUUGGAUGUUCCUGGAUGUCUACAGGACUGUGCUUUGGGUUUGACUCUGGACUGUAUCCUGGCUGCUGGACUUCAGACUUGACUACUUGGAUUGACAUCUGGACUGUGUUUCCUGACUUUUGGAUUUUGGACUUUGCUUGACCCCAGGACUUUGGACUUAACACACUGACUUGCUGCCAGGUAGGCCAGGGGUUCAGGACAUCACCUCACAUUUGAAUAUGAUGUAAGGAUGAUAGCUAGGCACAUAUUUUUGAUAAAGUAGAACAUUUUUAUUGUGGGUUUCAGUUCUCGUUUAGAAUAGGUUUUGUCUGACAUUUCUGCAUAAAUAAUCUGAAAUAUUUAUUAUAAACUAUAAAUGAGUUUUCUUCCUCUUUGUCUAAUGUAACUCCAAGGUAUUGCUUUCCAAGUUACAAUCACCUGUCCCUAUCUUUUUCCUUUUUGUUGUUUACAUUUAACACCUGGUAGUUUUAUUUCAUCAUAUUAUACAAACCAGCUCAGUUGAAUGUGUACAAUCUUUUAUAGUUUUUGGGAUUAUUUGGAGAAGUUUAUAUUUCAGUUUGCUGCUUAAGGCCUAAACUCAUAGUUGCAUUUACAGCCUCAGCUGUGCACCUAAUUUUGCUGCAAUAGCCUUCACAUGUGAAGCUCUUCUAUUUAUUUAGUUAUUUCAGACACUAGAUCUGAAAUUCCUAGAGGCCUAUUGCCCCCAUCCGGAGGUCAGCCACAUGGCUCUAGUGCUGGUUUUUAGAGUGCGUCCAUUAAAAUGCCCUUUAUAUAUUUACAGUUCUUUAUCCCAAUUUGCAAGCUUCAUGUUCUACCUGAAAAUACAAUGGUGGGGCUGGGAAUCUGAGUUAUGAUCAAUGGCCAUGUCCCUGCCCAUCCAGUUCUAGUUGAAACUGAGGAAGCCAAGCCCUUCAGAAUUCCCCUUUUCAGAUUAAAAUAAUUGGUCUCCAAUGCAUUGUGACAACAUUAUACAAUCAUUGGUCCUUAUGUGACAUUUAAUACAGUGCAAGAUGAUGUACAGGCAACUCUCCAUUUACAUAGGGGUUAUAUUCUGGGACUCUACAUUUAAGUGAAAUCGUGUCUAUUGAGAACAGCAUUGAAAAAGCCUGCAAACAUCCUCUAAAGCUCUGGAAACCCUUGAAAAACCCUUUUAAAAACCAGCAGCACUUACCAAAUCCGCCAAACUCAACCACAAUCUCUCCUUCCAAACUUCCUUUACCUUCAAUUUUGACCAAGAUUAUCCUUAGCUGGAAUCUCAAAACAUUUCCAGCUUGCUAUGAUGUUACAAGGACAUUGAGACAUAUAAUGUAUAUAAAACAGUAUCCUGGUAAACCCAUUGUUUAAUGUGCUAAUGCAUUAUCCAGUAACAAGAUGACAAAAUUAUUUUUUCCCCUGAGCAGGAUAAGGGUUAAGGGUUUGGGUUAGUCCCCCCCAAAAUAUAUGGGACCAUUUCUGUCCCAUCCCCCCGCCUUCCAUUUCUGAAUGAUGUGCCUGAGUCCAUGUAUUUGUAAAAAGUAGCCUAUAAGACCAUUUGUGUGUGUACAAAUAUGUAUUUGGGAGGUAGGUAUCACUGGAAAGUAUACAAUAUUGCUAUAGCAGAAUUGUCAUCAAUCUUAAAAACUCAUGAUAGUAAAACAGCCUCAGCUGGAGAGCAGAAGAAUCUACCGGUGGUAUUCCCAAGCUCUACUAUAGUAAAACUGUACAAAAGAAACGCACCCUGAUAGUAAUCAUUCCCAGUUCUGCUAUAACCAAGGCAACUGUAACUCUAUUUUAAAAUAAAUUGUAUUGGCAGACAAAAACAGUUGGCUGUUAAGUAAGUACCUGUCUGGUCUGGGGAAACUAGGUGAGGUUUAAUCCUGAGGAUAGUGAAUUAGACUUUUGACUGGCUUAGUGGACAGAAAGUCUUGAUCAUUCAUUGGACAGAAUAGGUAGUCUGAUGAAGGCAGGGAAAUACUAUGCCUGUCAAAUCAGAUUGAAGGAUAGGCUGGCUGAGACAUAAAUAGACCUAUUCUACUACUGUUGGGAAGCAGACCAGAGAUUAGAUGAGAGGAUGACAAAAGAGAGGGAGCUUGGAGGAGGGGGUGGUGGAGAAGUACCGAGCGGGAAGCCUGGAGCAGCUGGAAGAAGUUAUCCGGCUGGAGAUACUGUCUGCCAGUACUAUUUUUCUAGAAAAAGAGGUGCCAGAACUCACCAUGAACUCCUCACUUGUUCUUAUAAUGGCAGUGGUGCCCACCUGAGAGGUGACGGAGCUGUGUUCCGGCAAGUUCCAGCUGAAAAAAAGCCCUGUUGUCUGCACCCAAAUCUGCUGAAUUGUCUGCUAAAUCAUUAGCGGUGAGGUCAUAUAAGGGGAUUAAAUAGUAAUUUAAAUUUGCAGUUUGGUUUUGGCCCUCCCAUGUUUACUUCAGCAUCCAAUCACUGUGAUUGGAGUGCACUGGAAAAUAAUUCAGAGUGACUUAAAGCUAGACCUGUCUGUCAAAACACAUGAUUUCCAACCCCCUCCCCAAACCUUUCUACCUGUACCAUCUCCUCCCUAUCCCUUCCUCUCUAAAACUCUGGAUAUUUCCCAAUGAGCUUGAUUUCAUUUCUCAGAAUAGAAAAAGAGGGAGAGAAAAAUGGUUUAGCUUUAUGGAAAAACUGAGUCAACAGAGUGACUUGGAAGGUUAGGCACUUUUUGAGAGCAUGGUCAAUGGCAUGAACUAACUCAGUAAUGUGAAAGACUGCCAUGAAUCACAUCAAUUCAUAUUAUACAGUAUAGAAUACACACACAGCCGACGCACAUCCGCUACAUUUACUAAAUGGUGUCUAAAAGAAUAGUUUAAAAAGAAAUCUGAAUUUAAAACAAACUAGCACGAUCAAGUCUUAAUCUCUUAAAACUGAGUCGGGACCAAACAUUGAGCUAAAAGCAGUUUUUCUUCAUAGAAAAGGACCAUUGGGGGAAAUAGUUGACUUCUGCCGUUAAGGCUUGAAAGUGACACAAUAAGUCAUAUAUUGAAUUUAUUAUUAUGGACUUCCUACCAGAGCCAGGGAUUAGUAAAUCAUCAUAGGUGUUAAGAGACAGAACAAGCUAUCUUGUAUAUCACCAGGAUCAGCCACAGAACCCAUGUGGAUAAUCUUAAAUCUGCUUUAUGCCCCUCUAACAACCCAGGCUCUGUAGUGUAGUUACAGCAGGAUGUCUCUUAGCAAAUAUGUGCCUUUUAUUCUGAAACCGUGAAAAAGAAGCAAAGAAGCUGAUCGCACAAAAACCAAGCCCAGGGUGCUAAUGAAGUCCAAAACAGCACCAAAACCACUAUCUGUAAGUUUCCUAUCUCAGAGGAAUCUUUUUAAAAUUUUGGGAUGAAAAGCAAAGUGGAAUCUUUGAUAACUGGGACACUAAGAAGAAAAUGAAGGAAGGGGGAGGAUUUCCAAUGAAAGUCAAGCCACUGGGAUUUAAAUGCACUAUGCAGCCAUUAUAAGCCAGAUGCCUGAGCUGCUUGCCUUCAGAAAUUUGAUUUUAAUCCAGAAGGUUUUACAGGUGUAAAAUUAACCUCAGGAGGCUUUUAGUAUUGUUCUUCAACAGCACAGCAGAACAAAACAUAUGGUGCAUGAGAAGGGAAAAUACAGAAAGCUUUGGGGCCUCAAUCCAGCGCCAGUAUAUUUAUUAAAACUUACCACUGUUCAGAGUUAAGGCUGCUUGAAUCUGUCAAUUUCAGUUUUUCUCGGUUUUCCAAGCUUAAAUUCAGUUCACUAUAUUUCCUGCCUCCGUUGGUUUAAAAAAAAAAACUUCACAUCAGCAUUUUAGGGCACAUUUCUCUUGAUAUAUUUGUUUACAUAGGCAUUUUUACCUAAUACACUUUUUUAAUUACUCCAUUAUGUAUUUUAUAUGUAGUAAUAAUAAUAAUUAAUAAUACCCCGCCCAUGGGCAGCUUCCAGCAGAAUAUAAAAAAUAAUAAAAUGUCAAGCAUUAAAAACUGGGCAUUUUUAUUUACACCUUCCCCAAAUACGGUAUGUGCAUUUGGUGUUGAAUGAUAGGUCCUUCAGCUAAUGUUUCAAGAGGUGUGAAUUAGGAAGAGUCACUUUUAAAAUAUGAAAUGAACUUAAUAUCUCUACCAUUCCUGCCAGGGAGUUGUUGCGGCUACUCCCGAGUAAAGACGCUCCAGUCCGUUGUGUCUUUAAAGGUUUUAUUGUGCAUACUAUUUACAGUGCAGAGAUAGCAGAAAACAUGACCUCCUGGUCACUCUCAAAAUCCAGCAAUGGCGCCCGUCUGCUUUGGGGCCAGCAUAAUAACCUGGGCACCCCGAAACGCUGCCUCUUAGCCCUGCGUUUGGGCGCAUGCCUCAAUUCAGGCGCCGGAAGGAGCGGUGCCUCUUCUUCCCUUUGCUGGCUGGAGCCGUGUCUGGGCUCCGACGCGUCCCUGAGCCGUCUCUCCUCCACUUGUUGGCCAGAGUGGUGCAGGGGCUCUGAUGCCUCGCUGAGCCCUUCCUCCACCGUCUGUUCCCCAGAGCGUUAUGUCUCACUGAGCCUUCCCUCCUCCAAUCCGCUUCCCCCUGACCCGCUGCUAGCGCUGUUGCUGGGCGAAGUGCUGGUCAGGAUGAUGGGGGGAGGCUCCCUGUAGGGAGUCCCCCUGACAAUUCCUGUGCAGGGUUAUGGCGCAAUAUUCCUGUAUUCCUUUUGUGAAGGUGAGAUCUAUGAAAAUAAAGGUACAAAGCAAGUUUGUAUCACAUCAUUAUUGUGGUAUUCCACAAAUCUAAAAAUUAAGCACAUUUUCCAGGCCUAAAAAGGCCAGUUUCUAUCAGAAUAGCUUUAAACUUGGCUGAAAAGAAACAUGUUUUAACAAAGUGACUGCUGAUACAGGUACAUCCUUUUCUGUGGUGGCUCCCUGAUUGUGGUCUGCUCUCCCCAGAGAGGCUCACCUGGCACCAUAAUUAUAGAAUCAUAGAGUUGGAAGAGACCACAAGGGCCAUCCAGUCCAACCCAGGAAACACCAUCAAAGCAUUCUUGACAUAUGCCUGUCAAGCCUCUGCUUAAAGACCUCCAAAGAAGGAGACUCCACCACACUCCUUGGUAGCAAAUUCCACUG